Messenger RNA from Manis javanica (Malayan pangolin), 1176 nucleotides. The record is from RefSeq and is a predicted model, not a curated record. NCBI's taxonomy places the organism in Eukaryota, Metazoa, Chordata, Mammalia, Pholidota, Manidae.
GAGGCCAGCAAGUCUGAAGAGGACGAGAAGCCCGACAGGGCCUGGGAAGCCAGGCCCUCCCGGGAGUCCAGCGAUACUGCCCCAACGAGGAGGAAUAACUGGAUCUUCAUUGAUGAGGAGCAAGCCUUUGGGGGCAGAGGGCAGGCGCGGAGCCGUGGCCGUGGCUUCAGAGAAUUCACUUUCCGUGGCCGGCCUGCCAGCAGCAGCAUCUGUGGGGGGGCGGUCCUUGGGGUGCGGGGUGUCUACAGCGGCAGCAGCCAGCGGAGCGGCCGAGGCCGCGGCCUGCGGGAGUUCAGUCAGCCGGAUGACUUCCCCAGGGCCAAGCCCCGCCGGAGGAUCGCCAGCGAGACCCACAGCGAGGGCUCUGAGUACGAGGAGCUCCCCAAGCGGCGUCGGCAGAGGGGCGCGGAGAGUGGGAUCGAAGGCUCGCUCCUGGAGAGGGGCGAGAGCGGCGUGGGGAGAGGUGACUUCAGAGAUUCCUGGCGCUCCAGCAAGAUGUACUCUGAGGACCGCAGUGGUCUGGACACGAAGAACCGGGGCCCUCGGGCCUUUGGGCGAGCCCUCCCACCCCGGCUGAGCAAUUGCGGGUUUGGGCGGAGAAACUUCGUGUCCAAAGAGUCAGCCCCCUGGCAGAGUAAGAGUCCGGGUGCCUCCUGGCAGGAAUACAGCCCUCCUGACGCGUGUGGGUCCCGGCGACCCACAGACAGAGACUAUGUCCCCGAGGCCUACAGACAUUCUGACUCAUUUGGCGCCAGGGGCUUUGAGGACAGCCGCCUGGAAGACAAAAGGUCCUUCUUCCACGACGACCAUGUGGCAGAUUGUGAAAAUGUGGAGAACCGGCCCUUCAGGAGAAGGCGCCCCCCACGUCAAGACAAGCCCCCUCGCUUCAGGCGCCUCAGGCAGGAGCGUGAGUCCCUGGGCCUGUGGGGGCCUGAGGAAGAGCCCCACCUGCUGCCAGGUCAGUGGCCCAGCAGGUCCAAACUCUGUCCUGGGGACAAGAGUGGCGCUGUGGGUCGCAGGUCCCCUGAGCUCUCAUACCAGAACUCCUCUGACCACGCCAACGAAGAGUGGGAGACGGCCUCCGAGAGCAGUGACUUCAGUGAGCGGCGGGAGCGGCGGGAGGGCCUCGGGGCCGAGCCUGACUCCCAGGCGGACGGCAGCUUGCCUGGGGCCAGC